Molecule: messenger RNA, 423 nt
Organism: Dentiscutata heterogama
Lineage: Eukaryota; Fungi; Glomeromycota; Glomeromycetes; Diversisporales; Gigasporaceae
Source: the annotation of a GenBank genome assembly
AUGAUUACUGAUAAAAAAAUAGAUAAUACUAGAAAACAGACCAAGAAGCAAAAUAGAAUAGAUUUAUUAAAGUUGUUAGGAAAAAGAAUAAGAGCAAAAGCCAGAGGCAAACUCAACAACUAUGACAAAGCAGAUAAUCUAAAUAUUAAAAGAGGUAUAUCAAAGUAUAAAAAGUUCAAAAAGCCAGAUCAAUACAAACUUGAAUAUAUAGCCUUGGCCUCUUGCAAAAUAAAAAUUGCCCAAAUAAAAGCUAAAGAAUACUCAGUAAAAAAGGCAACAAAAUUUCUUAGAAAGAAACUUAAAACUGAUAACAACUUUAACAAAUUUAAAAAUCUUGGUAUUAUUACUAGAUCUCUAAAAAUAGUUCAAAAAACUACUAAUAAAAAACAAAAAAAAAGUUAUAUUCUGGAAACUAGCUUAUAG